AUGGGUCCGCGGAAAGAGAAAGCCAGCCAGCCCCGCAGGUGGCGCGUGCAACCCGGCUCGUUCUACCCUCCCAGCAGCCGGCCUCCAGCCGCCCCUCGCAGCCGCUCCGCCCUCCUGCCGCUGCGCGCUCCCGCCCCGCCGCCCGCGACACGCGCGCUCCCCGGAAGUCCCCCCUCUCCGCGCUCCCGCAACCGAGCCGCCUGUCGCGGAUUGCCCACUUGUCUGUAUGGACAGCUUCCCAAGUUUGAGGAUAGAGACCUCAUCCUUUACCAAUCUAGUGCCAUCCUGAGGCACGUGGGCCACUCUUUUGGACUUUAUGGGAAAGGCCAGAGGGAAGCCGCCCUGGUGGAUAUGGUGAAUGAUGGGGUGGAGGACCUUCACUACAGAUAUGUCACCCUCAUCUACACCAUCAAUGAGAAUGGUAAGGAUGACUAUGUGAAGACCCUGCCUGGGCAUCUGAAGCCUUUUGAGACCUUGCUGUCCCAGAACCAGGAAGAUAAAGCUUUCAUCGUGGGUGACCAGAUUUCCUUUGCCAAUUACAACUUGCUGGCCCUGCUGCUGGUCCACUACCCCCUGCUCGCUGCCUAUGUGGCUCACCUCAGUGCCCGGCCCAAGAUCAAAGCCUUUCUGUCCUCCUCCGACCAUGUGAACCAUCCUAUCAAUGACAAGGGCAAACAGUAG
Molecule: messenger RNA, 681 nt
Organism: Rattus rattus (black rat)
Lineage: Eukaryota; Metazoa; Chordata; Mammalia; Rodentia; Muridae
Product: glutathione S-transferase P-like
Exons: 2
Coding region: 1-681 (226 amino acids)
Biological process (GO): glutathione metabolic process
Cellular component (GO): cytosol
Molecular function (GO): glutathione transferase activity
Source: RefSeq, a predicted model, not a curated record